Molecule: messenger RNA, 1688 nt
Organism: Pectinophora gossypiella (pink bollworm)
Lineage: Eukaryota; Metazoa; Arthropoda; Insecta; Lepidoptera; Gelechiidae
Gene: Gasp
Product: protein obstructor-E
Exons: 5
Coding region: 69-779 (236 amino acids)
Cellular component (GO): extracellular region
Molecular function (GO): chitin binding
Source: RefSeq, a predicted model, not a curated record
CCCGCCCGCAGUGUGUGCUCGAACGUUACAGUGUCCACUCCUCCUGUGCAAGGACUUACAGUUUAACCAUGAAUUCACGGUGUUUAAUAGUGCUAGCAGCCGCCCUCGGCGUGGCGGUCGGACAGGAGUCAUUCAAAUGCCCCGAUGACUUCGGCUUCUACCCCCACCACAUCUCAUGUGACAAGUACUGGAAGUGCGACAACGGCGCUGCCGAGCUCAAGACCUGCGGCAAUGGACUCGCCUUCGACGCCACCGACUCUAAAUACCUGACUGAAAACUGCGACUACCUCCACAACGUCGAGUGUGGCGAGAGGACACAGCUUGAGCCCCCGAUCUCAACCCCCCACUGCACCCGGCUGUACGGCAUCUUCCCCGACGAGACCAAAUGCGACGUGUUCUGGAACUGCUGGAACGGCGAGGCCUCCCGCUACCAGUGCAGCCCUGGGCUCGCGUACGACCGUGAGGCUCGCGUCUGCAUGUGGGCUGACCAGGUCCCCGAGUGCAAAAAUGAGGAAGUAGCGAAUGGUUUCUCGUGCCCGGCGCCUGGUGAGGUCUCGAACGCUGGCUCCUUCAGCCGUCACGCCCACCCUGAAGACUGCCGCAAGUACUACAUCUGCUUGGAGGGUGUAGCUCGCGAGUACGGUUGCCCCAUCGGCACUGUCUUCAAGAUUGGUGAUGCUGACGGCACCGGCAACUGCGAAGACCCCGAAGACGUUCCUGGAUGCGAGGACUACUACGGAGAUGUGGACCUCAAGGCCCUCAAGAAGCUGGGCUUCUGAAUGUCAAGGAGCGACUCCAAGGACAGACUCAAACUGAACCCCUUCGACUUGCUGUAGAACACGCCUCUUCGGGUAAUAGGCCAGAGGAUAGAUCUUCAAACACCAGUGGACCGUUAACGCAAAAAUAUCCUAAAAUCUUUUUCUUUUUGCAAAUAUCCAAUUAGAACUUACGUUAGUUACGACAUACAUAUCUUCUAACUGGAUAUUUGCAAAAAGACAAAAUAUUCUAGGGUAUUAUUGCGUUCGCGUUUCAUAGUGUUGAUGUUUGAAAAUAUGUACCUAUGUACUUUAGAAUUAGAACUAUGCUGCAUUAACUUAUUUGACAAUUUGAAGCUGUGUUAUCUCAAAUUGUCGAAUACGUUAGGUAAUACGAUACGGGGUUCUAAAGCAUGUAGGUGAGAUAUUUUAGACGUACACAGAAAAGUAAUAAUUUAAUGAAGGAAAAAUUGUAGGUUUUAAAAGUUGAAAUACUCAUCGUUAAGUAAUUUAUUACAAAAUUGUGUAUUAUAAAAGUGCAAAGUGCAGUGAUUGGUUCGAUUGUCUGUCUCAAGAGGCGCUCGAUGCAUUUCAAAAAGUGUAUCUACAAAAAGACUUUUUAAAAACCUCGUAACUAAAGUUACGAUUUUUAUCAUUUGAAUACUUUUUUGUCACUUUAUUAUCGACGAUGAUAAUUAUUGCCAAAAAAUACGACAAUUAUUUCGGAUAAAAUACGCUUUUGACAUCGCACCUCUAUGUAAGAAGGUGCUGUGUCGAAAUUAUGUUGUUUUAGUCAUAUUAUAUAAGAUAUUAGUGAUUAUUUCAAAUGAAUGUAAAUACUUGAAGUUUACAUGAUUUUUCGUUUACUAACGAUAGUAAAUGACUCAGAAGUUAGCCUUAAGAUAAGUUAAGAAAUAAAGGUUUAAUUUUGUA